Molecule: messenger RNA, 2307 nt
Organism: Asterias rubens (European starfish)
Lineage: Eukaryota; Metazoa; Echinodermata; Asteroidea; Forcipulatida; Asteriidae
Product: F-box/LRR-repeat protein 18-like
Exons: 10
Coding region: 3-2237 (744 amino acids)
Biological process (GO): SCF-dependent proteasomal ubiquitin-dependent protein catabolic process
Molecular function (GO): protein binding
Source: RefSeq, a predicted model, not a curated record
AGAUGGCAGCCCCCAAGACACCACCCAGACAGAAAGUCACAGAAGGUUCCUUUUCUGUUAGCCAUUCACUUGCAGAAGUCAAAACACAAAGAUGUUUAUUAGAAAUGCUUCCCACGGAGUUGCUCAUGAGCAUCAUGGGUUAUCUUUCAACUUUAGAUCUGCUGGCAUUGAGAGAAGUAGAUCGAAUAUUUUGUGAAGUAAUUGAUGGUUCCACUUUGUUUAGAUCAAUAGACCUGCAUCAGAGUUAUCGAGUAACACCUCACACCCUAUGGGAGCUGGGACGCCUCAACAAAAUCUCCUCAAUCCGAUCUUUCAACAUUUCCAACUGCUACUGGCUGACGGCAAGCCAGCUCAGUACAUGUAUACUAAAUCCUAAAAUGACCAACUUGAAACAUCUGGACAUCAGAGGCUCAAACGUUCCUAUGAGAACUUUGGAUAGGAUCUUAUCAAGUGCUCAGACUCUCAAAAGUCUCUCGUAUAAUCACUCAGCUCCAUUUGGCGAGGUGGCGUCAAAGACAUUGUCCCAACUCGUAGAGCUUAACAUGGUCAUCUCGCACCGCUGCGACUUUACUUUCCUCAAUCAUUGUGAGAGCCUUAGAGUCUUCACUCUUGACUUAAAGCAUCAACUAGGAACACAAAACUCAGCUUUCAGUUACAGAUAUAUCCCACCAAUUCUACUUGAACUGCCUUUGUCAUGUUUGUUAAGAUUACACCACAUCGAUUUUCUAGGAGAAGCUCAGAAACCCUUCCGAAGCUACCGUGCCUAUGGCCUUAGGUUUCCAAGAGGGGUGAUGAAAGCUCUGCGCACUGUGUCGUCUUCUUUGACGGCGUGUCUGGGUGAUUCAGAGGAGCUUGAUUUAUCCAAGAUCCUCUCGCUGGAGUCAGCCAGCUCAGACGAAUUCCCUAUUUCUUCAAGAUUUAGUUCUUUACGUCAUCUCAAUGUGUCUGGGACAUCAUUCACAAAAACAGAACUGUGUUCCGCAGGGGAAAAUUUACCUCGGUUAAAAAGUCUUAACAUCAGAGGAUGCAAGAAUGUUCUCUUGACGGAGGGAGACAGGAAUUUGGAUCUUUCAUUCCUAGAGGUCUUGGUGGAAGCCAAGUCGCCCUUAGAGCAUCUUAACAUCAGUCGGCUUCAUCUUCAUCAUCCAGAUGAUGACAACCGUCUUACACAACUUCUUGGCCAGUUUCAUGGUCUCAAGUCCCUUUCGUUGCCGCUCUGUUGUCUGGCUGACAAAACCACAUCAGAGCCACUGUGGAUGAAACCAUCACAUAGAAUCCAAACCUAUAAUACGAGGAGCCAUCGAGAUACCCAAGGUAGCACCAGCAGGCGACAACGCCUUGGCAUCAGGGUCAACGAGCAUGGCAGAUGCGAAAGUUGUAUGAAUGAAACGACCUCCCCUGUUGACACAAAAGAGGUUGACUUCAAGGGAUGCAUUUACUGCGGCAGUCACUUAGCUAGGGUUGUCAAUGGCGCCAGGCAGUUACAGUCACUUGAGCUUGUAGGGGUGGCCUUCAAAUCUGUCUUGAAAACAGAGCUACACAAAUCCAGUUCCGCACCGAAGCAGGCAAAUCACUGUGGCCCUUCAUCAUUCUCAUCGGUGUCUGAAGAUGCUUUCCUGUGCAUCUCCCGUUGGACCCAGCUCCACUCCUUGGUCUUAGCCGGUAUACCAACAUUUCUCCACGGUCACAGCCUCGUGGAAAUCCUGAAGAACUGUAAACAGCUCCGCAGUCUAACCCUGGCCAAUCUGGGACCUUCUGCUAAGUGUCAGUAUCUGAAGGGUCUAGUGGAGGCAUUGAAGUAUGCAGACCGCCUUGAAGACCUGAGAUUGGAGCAGAGGAAUAUUGAUCGGAUGCACUCCUUAUUUGAAGCCCUUCAUCAGUGUCACUCCCUCACAAGACUGUGUGUCAUCUCUACAAACAGCGAAGUGGACGCACAGGACGUUUUGAUGGUUUUCAAUCAUUGUCGGAAACUCAUCCUUUUUUGUCUGAUGUCCUCAGUGCCAGUCCAAGUCUGCAAGGAUCUCUCAAAGGAAAUCUAUGCUCAAUACAGUUUAAGUCGUCCGGCUCUCUGUGUUGCUUUUGGUCAAAAUCCCCAAUUCGAGGACAAGCUGCUAGAAUUUGCAAAGAGAAUACAAAGGGUCCACCUAAAGGAGUUUGUGUUUUACGAGAGCAGAGUUGCUACAACUCCACCUUCCUGGCCUGAAUUGGAGAAGAUGAUUCGAGAGCAGAGUUGCUAAAACUCCACCUUCCUGGCCUGAAUUGGAGAAGAUGAUUCGAGAGCAGAGUUGCUAAAACUCCACCUUCCUG